AUGAAGGUCAUCAGACCGUCAGCAUGGUGCUUGCAACACAACAGGUAUUGCAGGAUAUAUGAGCAACUGGCAAGUCUUCACCUGGCAGGCACACCAUGUAUUGCCUUCUCAUCAAUUGGCUCGUUGGAUCGUGAGGGCAGCAUCAGCUACAUCCACUUCCUGAUCUGGGUAGCACUACGCAAACGACGCCAAGAGUCAGUCGUUGCGCAGGAGUGUGUGUCAACUUUUCCUCGGGAACCAUUUUUGCUUUUGAUGCCAGAGUACGAGUUCACAUUUCACACUAUGAACCCAGUGGACUAUGGCUGGCCAAUCAACAGGGAGAGACAAUUCAUUGUGGGGCAGACACGGAGUCAAGACACUUGCGUUCAGAAGCUUAUUGAAGGUCUUCAGCACUCUCUUCAACCGGUCCCUUUCUGGCUCAGCGAGUUGGUCAGUGUUCUUAUGGGAGGACUGAUGAGGUUGAACUAG
Messenger RNA from Durusdinium trenchii, 468 nucleotides. NCBI's taxonomy places the organism in Eukaryota, Dinophyceae, Suessiales, Symbiodiniaceae. The record is from the annotation of a GenBank genome assembly.